Molecule: messenger RNA, 2307 nt
Organism: Magallana angulata
Lineage: Eukaryota; Metazoa; Mollusca; Bivalvia; Ostreida; Ostreidae
Exons: 4
Coding region: 1-1575 (524 amino acids)
Biological process (GO): DNA integration; DNA recombination
Molecular function (GO): DNA binding
Source: RefSeq, a predicted model, not a curated record
AUGGGCAGGGUUGCUGGACCUUUCCCUUACUCCCCACUUCAUAACCUUAGACUUUCCCCGAUAGGCAUGGUGCCAAAGAAGGAUGGUACUUUCCGCCUAAUUCAUCAUUUGUCUCACCCAGCUGGUGAUAGUGUGAAUGAUUAUAUUGAUCACAAGUAUUGUUCAGUUAGAUAUACCCCAUUUGAAGAAGCCCUUGAAAUGUUAGAAAAGUUAGGUUCAGCUGGUCUUCCUGGGACUCAGGAAUGCCAUUAUCUAGUGUCAAAAUUUACCAGUCUUUGUGAUGAAUUAGGGGUUCCACUAGCCCAUGACAAAACCUUGGGUCCUACAACAAAAUUAGUGUUUUUAGGACUCGAAAUCGAUACAGUUGCAGAGACGGUAGACUGGGCCAAUGAUUUUCAGUUAGAAUUAUUCACAGACAGUGCUGGUUCUGAAAACCUAGGUUGUGGGGCUAUUUUUGGAACUCAUUGGGCCUUUUUAACAUGGCCUGAAUCCUGGAAAGGGGCAUGCAUAUUUAGGGACAUCACAUUUUUAGAAUUGGUUCCCAUAGCAAUGGCAUUCUCUGUUUGGGGUAAGGAGCUGGUGGGAAAAAGAUUCUCUCUCUCGUCUGCAGUGGAACAGAUUCAGACAUGUCUUUCCAGAAGCCGACCAGCUCCCAUCGACUGUUCCAGACUCAUUCCUCAGACUCAUCUACAAUAUCGAGCACAAGAAUUGCUAAGUUGUUCCUUGUCUGAAAACACAAAGAAAUUAUACAUGACAGCAGUUCAUCAGUUUAAUUUAUUUUGCCAUGCUUAUGAACGUAAUCAAACUUGGCCACCAAACCCUAAUGACUUGAUCCAUUUUGUAGCGUAUCUCUCAUUUAAACAAUUCUCAUCAAGCACAGUCAAAGCAUAUAUUGCAGGAAUAUCAUAUUUUUGCAGAAUCCGGGGUUUUCUGGAUACAACAAAAUCAUUUAUAUUACAAAAGGUAUUGGUCGGAUUUAGUCGUAUGAACACAAGAGUUGACAAUCGCAAACCAAUAACCAUCAGCAUCCUUCAAGGUCUAAUUUCUAUUCUUCCUCAGGUUUGCCUAUCAAACUAUGAAUCAAUUUUAUUCAGUGCACUUUUUUGCACAGCAUUUUUUGGAUAUUUUAGAAUAGGGGAGCUAGUACAGGAUUCAAAAGUAAAACCAGGUCAUGCAAUACAAGUAGGCGAUGUUCGGUUAUCAACCAGCAAUUCAGUCAUUAUAACCUUAAGACACUCCAAAACUGAUCAAGAGGGAAAGGGUGCCACAAUCACUUUAGUGCCCGCUAGCCCAAUCUGCCCCAUCCAACAUCUAAAUAAAUAUGCAACUUUAAGACCAAAUUCCCCCGGAGCCUUUUUCAUUCAUUUGUCUGGCUAUCCAGUGACCAGAUAUCAAGCAGAAUCGGUAUUUAUCAAGGCUAUUAGAAUGCUAGGUUUGGACACCAAAAUGUAUAAGACUCAUUCUUUCCGCAUUGGAGCAGCUUCCAACGCAUGGGCUAGUGGAAUGAGUCAAAUGGAUAUUGCGGGCAAUGGGCGUUGGAAAUCUCGUUGCAUGUAUAGGUACAUCAGAAGCUAAGCAUUUUGCUAGCAUUUAUAUUGUGCAUUUAAGGUGUUAUACAAUUUAGUUUGUUAUUGUCACGCUGCCCUGUUUUUAUUUAUUUCACAACAGGGUUACAAUGGUAGCUGCUGUAUGUCAUAUCUAGACAUAAACUAACAUACUAUUGUGGAAUACGUAAUAUGUGUGUAUAUAUUUCUCGUUCAAUUAAUUUUGUAUUUGUAGAUACUAGAAUUUGGAUUGUGGGUUCGUCCAUUAUUAAGAGAGCCUUUUGUCAGACAAGGCAUUCAAUAUUUCAAACUCACCUCGAGCUAGAAAGGCAUCGGGCAACAAUUUUCUGGCAGGGUAAGGGUGGAAUGAAAUGGGGGGAAAUUUUGCCGAAAAUCAAGGGUUUACUAAAAGUAGAGGACCCACCCAAUUUCCUCGUAUUGCACUGUGGGGGCAAUAACAUACCGGGUGAUAAAGGUGAGAAGUCUGUUGAUUUAAGACUAAAAAUCAACAACACCUUGGUCAGUUUGGCCAAGCUGUUGCCCGACACUGUUUUGGUUUGGUCACAGAUACUCCCCCGCCAGCACUGGCGAGGCGGUGUUGACCAAGAAGCAAUGGAUAUGGUCAGAAAACGGUUAAACAGUUUUGUUGCAACCGCCUUAAUCCGCACAGGGGGGAAAUAUAUUCGAUAUCCAGAAAUUCAGAUUGAUUGUCCGCACUUGUUUGCCCCUGACGGAGUUCAUCUCUCUGAACUUGGUAACCAAU